CCCGCUCAAGGCAUGCAGCCUAUUGCGCUGCCAGCAGAGGGCAGGGGCUGCCGCUCUUCCCUUCUCGGGCGCGCUAUUUUUUCCCCGCUUCCUCCGUCACUCCGCUUCCACAAACAGCAUCCGUCGUGGCGAGCAGGCUUCCAGGUAGAGACCGAGCGAGCAACCGGGCCGGCGCCAAGAUGCCGCUGGGCCUGAAGCCGACUUGCAGCGUAUGCCGCACCACUUCCUCGUCCAUGUGGAAGAAAGGAGGCCAGGGCGAGAUCCUUUGCAACAACUGCACGGGCCGGCCGGGGGUGGCUGGCGCCGGGGGAGCUGCCUACGCCACCACCUCGGCUGCUGCGCAGCAUAGCAACGGCGGCAGUGGCGGCGGGAGCGGCGGCGGUGGAGGGAAGCAGAGUAAGCAAGAAAUUCACAGAAGAUCUGCUCGAUUAAGGAACACAAAAUACAAGUCUGCUCCAGCUGCUGAAAAGAAAGUUUCCACUAAAGGAAAAGGGAGGAGGCAUAUUUUUAAGUUAAAAAAUCCCAUCAAAGCUCCAGAGUCUGUAGCUACCAUAAUUACAGCAGAAUCUAUCUUCUAUAAGGGAGUUUACUAUCAGAUUGGAGAUGUUGUUUCAGUGAUUGAUGAGCAGGAUGGUAAAACAUACUAUGCUCAGAUUAGAGGGUUUAUUCAAGACCAAUACUGUGAAAAAAGUGCAGCUUUAACUUGGCUCAUUCCUACUACAGCUAGCCCCAAAGACUGUUUUGACCCUGCAACUUACAUAAUAGGACCAGAAGAAGAUCUUCCAAGGAAAAUUGAGUACUUAGAAUUUAUUUGUCAUGCACCUUCAGAAUAUUUCAAAUCUCGAUCAUCUCCUUUCCCUACCAUUCCUACUAGGCCAGAAAAAGGUUUUAUCUGGACUCACGUUGGACCUACUCCAGCAAUCUCAAUCAAAGAAACUGUUGCCAGCAACUUGUAGUUUGUCUUGCUUUUUGAGAGACUCCUUUUUAUGUAUAUUAGAUUCACUAUCAAUGUUUUGUUUUAAUUAAUCCAACUAGCCCUGUGAGUAGCUUUUAUUUAUUAUUUAAAUUUGGGUGCCUUUGUUAAAAUUAAAAAUUAUUCAUGUUAUUUGGAA
Rhineura floridana is the source of this 1112-nucleotide messenger RNA. RefSeq names its product GATA zinc finger domain containing 1 (gene GATAD1). The record is from RefSeq and is a predicted model, not a curated record. Bases 180 to 956 code for a protein of 258 amino acids. Gene Ontology annotation, molecular function: zinc ion binding; sequence-specific DNA binding. NCBI's taxonomy places the organism in Eukaryota, Metazoa, Chordata, Lepidosauria, Squamata, Rhineuridae. The transcript is spliced from 5 exons. Gene Ontology annotation, cellular component: nucleus. Gene Ontology annotation, biological process: chromatin organization; regulation of DNA-templated transcription.